AUGAUGACCAUGGUGGAAAAGUCAACGAUCGAGAAAAUCCGGAUGGAAAGGUCUAAGAUGCAGAUGAAUGCGAUUAUACAGGAUCUCUAUCAAUCCUACGAACACCGAUUCGAGUUAUUUCGUCAGCCGCGGAUGGAAGAUAGAAGCAAGGAAAAGAACAACACUGGAGCUGUCGAUAUUUGCCGGCAAUUAUUAGCCCUACUUGGAUGCAGAAGAGGAGUACGAGUUAAGCCUGUAACUUGA
Molecule: messenger RNA, 243 nt
Organism: Oikopleura dioica
Lineage: Eukaryota; Metazoa; Chordata; Appendicularia; Copelata; Oikopleuridae
Source: the annotation of a GenBank genome assembly